AUGGCGAGCGAGUCGACGGCUUGGGUGACGGCAAAGCCGACGCUCAAAGUCAUCGGCGCAGGGUGGGGCCGCACGGGCACCAACAGCGCAAAGCUGGCGUUGGAGAAAUUGCUCAACGGGCCGUGCUAUCACAUGUUCGAGUGCGCCAAGCGCCCAGAUUUCCAGAAGUGGAUUGAUGCGUACAAUGGCAAACCGGACUUUGAUGCCAUUUUUAGGCAUCCAGAUGGUGGGUCCUAUGUCGCGACCGUGGACUACCCCGCUUGCGGAAUGUACAAGGAGCUCAUGGAAGCGUAUCCAGACGCCAAGGUCCUUUUGACAGUGCGAGACCCGGAGCAGUGGUAUGACAGCGUCAUUGACACCAUUUGGUCCUGGCGCUGUGGUGAGCAGAAUUGGUCGGUGAGGAUUUUCGCCAAUGGCCGGAGGUUUCAGCGACAAGCGCGGCUCUUCCACGAGCGGACGAUGCUGCCCAAGGUGAAGCGCACGGACCGUGAAGGCUCCAUCCGCUCCUUCAAAGCCUGGGUGGAGAGGGUAAAGAGCUCCGUGCCGCCUGAGAGGCUGCUGGUCUUCGACGUUAAGGAGGGCUGGGAGCCGCUCUGCAAGUUUCUGGAUUUGCCGGUGCCGGAGGAGCCUUUUCCCAAGGUCAACGACCGGGAGUCCCUCAAGAAGGACAUGAACAAAGUUCUUGUCUUCUGCUACACAGCCAAUUUUUUGGCGCUGCUGCUGGGAUUGGCAUGUGCAGUGGGAUGUGCAUAUGGCCUGUUUUCCCUGUUGAAGAUGUUGAUCGACCAGUAG
Molecule: messenger RNA, 792 nt
Organism: Effrenium voratum
Lineage: Eukaryota; Dinophyceae; Suessiales; Symbiodiniaceae
Source: the annotation of a GenBank genome assembly